Molecule: messenger RNA, 617 nt
Organism: Babjeviella inositovora NRRL Y-12698
Lineage: Eukaryota; Fungi; Ascomycota; Pichiomycetes; Serinales
Exons: 1
Coding region: 214-519 (101 amino acids)
Source: RefSeq, a predicted model, not a curated record
GGGCCAAUCUCGUUAAUGUUGAAAGAACCAGCGGAGGAAGAUCUUCUCACCUUUUUUUUCAUGGCUACAGGGUUAUUUGGGCUAGGCUAUUGUUAGGACAGAGGAUAAAAUGGCUGUGAACUGGUAUUAAGGGUCACUCUUUACGUUGGAGAACAAUUCUUCAAGCUAAAAGAGGUUGGAUAAUUGGAGAAAGAGCUAACGUAGAUCUUGAAGAUGGAGGUAUCGGAAGGUAUUUAUACGCUGGAAUGGCUGGUUGUGAUCUCAAGUGAAUUGAAAUUUGCCCCACACGUUAUUUGUAGAACACCUUAUACAGCAAUUUUAAGUUUGUCCAUGACCUCAGGAGGAACGAAGGCCAAAGCCGGUAACGAUUUUCUUCAUAGAGAGCUAGAUACUACAUGUACGCAUACGCAUUUAGGGUAUCUAUGUACUCGGAAACGCCUCCUUAUACCAGUGGAGCAUAGAAAACGUCAAGUUUCAACUAUUGGAGGCCAUAGAAGCUGGUAUUGGUGUCUUCUUUAAACCAUAUUUGGGUUUGGGUAAAGGUAAUUUGAUAUGGAAGGUUACUGGAGAAAAGAAACUACAACAAAAGUUUAUAGCUGGGUGUACAAAUGGUCACC